GUUUUGAAGUUUCUAUUAGUUCAUUUUCCUAAAACCCUAAAACCCAUUUCUUUCUCUCUGUCUCUCACUUCCUGUGGCAAUGGCAAUUCUUCAGCUCACAAACGCAAACGAGCUGAUCUCAACCUCUUCAAUUCACACCCCAUUUCACCAAAAGACAUUCCCUUUUAGAGAAUGCCUUUCUCAAAGAAGAUGUACUUUCCGGAAACAACACCGUUUUGGGGUUGUCAGCUGCUCCUUUGCCCCAAUGGAAUCGGCCAAGAUUAAGGUGGUUGGCGUCGGUGGUGGUGGCAACAAUGCCGUUAAUCGCAUGAUUGGUAGCGGUUUACACGGAGUUGAUUUCUAUGCGAUAAACACAGAUUCACAAGCACUAUUACACUCUGCUGCCGAGAACCCACUUCAAAUUGGAGAACUUUUGACUCGUGGACUAGGUACGGGUGGGAAUCCACUUUUGGGGGAACAAGCUGCGGAGGAGUCUAAAGAAGCCAUUGCAAAUGCUCUUAAGGGGUCAGAUCUUGUGUUUAUAACUGCUGGUAUGGGUGGAGGAACAGGGUCUGGUGCUGCCCCAGUUGUUGCCCAGAUAUCCAAAGAGGCAGGGUAUUUGACCGUUGGUGUCGUUACCUAUCCUUUCAGCUUUGAAGGACGUAAGAGAUCUGUACAGGCAUUGGAGGCUAUUGAAAGGUUGCAAAAGAAUGUUGACACUCUUAUAGUCAUUCCAAACGACCGUCUGCUGGAUAUUGCUGAUGAGCAGAUGCCCCUUCAGGAUGCUUUCCUUCUUGCUGAUGAUGUUCUACGUCAAGGAGUCCAAGGAAUUUCAGACAUAAUCACAAUUCCUGGACUGGUAAAUGUGGAUUUUGCAGAUGUAAAGGCAGUCAUGAAAGACUCUGGAACUGCAAUGCUUGGAGUAGGGGUUUCCUCCAGCAAAAACCGUGCAGAAGAAGCAGCUGAACAAGCCACUUUAGCUCCCUUGAUUGGAUCCUCAAUUCAAUCAGCUACAGGGGUAGUGUACAAUAUUACAGGAGGAAAAGACAUAACCCUGCAGGAAGUGAAUAGAGUGUCUCAGGUUGUUACAAGUUUAGCAGAUCCUUCUGCUAACAUCAUAUUUGGAGCUGUCGUGGAUGACCGCUACAACGGAGAGAUUCAUGUUACCAUCAUUGCUACAGGCUUCUCGCAGUCAUUUCAGAAGAUACUAUUAACAGAUCCCAAGGCAGCAAAGCUGAUUGACAAAGUUGCAGCGGGCCAAGAAGGUAAGGGAAUGCCCUUUCCCCUCAAGUCCACAACCUCACCUUCAACUGCACCAGCAAGACCGGCUCUGCGAAAGCUCUUCUUUUAAUGCCUUCUUGCUUCGUUUUUUCAACUACUUGUGCUAAUUGGCUCUGUAAUGAUCUCGAAGCUAAAUGUAUGAGAACAUCAUUUUGUUUUAGGGGUUGCUCGGUUUUUAUGUACGUAGGUAAGAUAAUUGGAGGUACUCUCAUUCUUUAUCAUGCUUUCUAUUAUCCUCUUCUAACUAAAGCCUAUGUUUGUACAAUCUGUUAGAUCCCCAAAAUCU
Corylus avellana is the source of this 1546-nucleotide messenger RNA. The record is from RefSeq and is a predicted model, not a curated record. Lineage: Eukaryota; Viridiplantae; Streptophyta; Magnoliopsida; Fagales; Betulaceae.